Molecule: messenger RNA, 183 nt
Organism: Lymnaea stagnalis (great pond snail)
Lineage: Eukaryota; Metazoa; Mollusca; Gastropoda; Lymnaeidae
Source: the annotation of a GenBank genome assembly
UAUUUUUCAGGUUGGCCAUCUCACAACAACUUACAUUCAGAACCAGCUGACCAAAAGAAACAUGAGUGUCUCACAUUAUCAGAUCAGUACAAAGACACAUCUAAUGGCAGAACAACUCUUGAUUAUUUCUUUUGGAAAGCAGACCUGUGCAGGAAGCCUGGCAGUAUAAAUUUCAUUUGCCAA